Molecule: messenger RNA, 885 nt
Organism: Closterium sp. NIES-67
Lineage: Eukaryota; Viridiplantae; Streptophyta; Zygnematophyceae; Desmidiales; Closteriaceae
Source: the annotation of a GenBank genome assembly
UUUGAUGGUAAUUUGGGACGAGGAGGUAGACAGAUCCCACAAGGUCCACCCAUUUAUGUCGGGGAGUUAGGAGCAAAGCGCGUACUUCCAGAUAUGGACGAAAAAGCCAAGACAAGUCUCACGUGAUGAAUUGACUCUGUCGCAAGUGAGGCAUCAGAAUAGGGUUUAGGGUGAUGCGAGAGGAUAAUGACAAGGCAAGAGGCGAGCGGCUCUCGCUGGAGGAGAGGCGACGCGAUAGGAGAGGCUUUGCGGUAGGAGAGAGGGGACGCGAAGGAAUGUAGCGACUCGAUAAGAGAGAGGCCUCGCGGUAGGAUAGAGUGAGACGAGGCGAGGGGAGAGAUGUGAGCUGAGAGGAGAGAAGUAAGGCGUGAGGAGACAUUCGACGCGGGAGGACAGAGGCGACGCAAGAGGAGAUGGGCGGAUCGAAAUUCGAGAGGCGACGCCAGAGGAAAUAGCGACACGUGGUGAGAAGAGAGAGUCUCCACAUCAUCAUGACCCGACUCCCAGUUUCGGGCUCCAGGACCAGCACAAUGGCGCAUCCCAGCAUAAACUCCCUCGGCUACGCUUUCUUUUGCGGAAUGCAACGACUGGGCCUUUGUGCUCAGAUUCCAUCCCUAAAGCAACUACAAAAGACUAUCACCGGCACAUGCAUGAUCUAGGCAAUGCAGCAAAGUGUAUUUUGAGCCAUCGGCCAAACCCAAUGACUUUCACUAGGUUAGUUGAGAAACUGUCAGGAGGCAUCCCGCCUUGCAAUAUCGGCAUGGAGGGAAAUGAGAGCCACAUCUUCUCCCACAACCCCCCACGCACAGUGCAGGUUUGUAGUAUUACACAUAGAAUGUAACAUGCUAUCAAAAUAUGAGUAGCAAAGCUCCGAGCUAGUUGGCU